Tachysurus fulvidraco (yellow catfish) is the source of this 3244-nucleotide messenger RNA. It is a transcript of the gene pdx1, whose product is annotated as pancreatic and duodenal homeobox 1. Lineage: Eukaryota; Metazoa; Chordata; Actinopteri; Siluriformes; Bagridae. Bases 323 to 1066 code for a protein of 247 amino acids. The record is from RefSeq and is a predicted model, not a curated record. Gene Ontology annotation, cellular component: nucleus. Gene Ontology annotation, biological process: type B pancreatic cell differentiation; regulation of transcription by RNA polymerase II. Gene Ontology annotation, molecular function: RNA polymerase II cis-regulatory region sequence-specific DNA binding; DNA-binding transcription factor activity, RNA polymerase II-specific. The transcript is spliced from 2 exons.
ACUUUGUGUCUCUUCACUCGCCCUAGACAACUGCAGGUGUAGCCUUGAUAAGUCAUGGGCAAACAGAGAUGUUUGUUAAAGCCAUUGAUCUGAACACGGCCGGUCCUGUUCAAUUAUUGGCGAGCCCUGAAGGAGACGCGAAUGAAAACUUGUUGUCGGCUCUUUGUGUAAACAGUGUCACCAAUGGCUAGGGUGAAGCAGGGUCACAUGGUGCCAGUGACACACCUACUGGAGGCCCUAAAGUGGCGCCAGUGGUGCUGGUACAGCAGAGGAGUCUCACGCACAGGGACAGCACGCUGUUCCCACACUGUACUCCACAGGCAUGAAUCGGGAAGAACAUUUCUACUCAGCUAGUCAACUUUACAAGGACUCCUGUGCCUAUCAGAGGCAACACAAUGAGGAGUACAGCCCAAGCCCGCCACCGUGCCUUUACAUGACCAGGCAGAACCAAUCCGUUUAUGCUUCUCCUACCGUAGGCACCCAGGACCAACUCAGCCAUCUUCCUGAUAUCACGACUUAUGUACCAGGACGAGAAGACCUGCCAGUGCCUCACCUGCACCACUCGCAAGUCCAACAGCUCCCUCUUCAAACUUUCACGGGUUAUGGAGACUCUCUGGACCUGUGCUCAGAACGAAACAGAUGCCAUCUUCCUUUCCCUUGGAUGAAAUCGACAAAAUCUCACACACAUGCUUGGAAAGGACAAUGGACAGGUCCGUACACGGCGGAGCCCGAGGAGAGCAAGCGAACGCGCACGGCCUACACGCGCGCGCAGCUGCUCGAGCUGGAAAAGGAGUUCCUUUUCAACAAGUACAUCUCGAGGCCUCGGCGCGUGGAGCUCGCGCUCACGCUCAGCCUCACCGAGCGCCACAUCAAGAUCUGGUUCCAGAACCGGCGCAUGAAGUGGAAGAAGGAGGAGGACAAGCGGAGGGCACGCGGCACGGACCCCGAGCAAGACUCCUCCGUUACCUCCGGCGACCACAGAGACGAUGCGUGUAGCACGCAGGCGGCACCGCUUUCACCUUCACCGUCACACACCGCGCCUUCCGUUCCGCGAGACCCCGCAUAAGGCACUGAAGCAGUGCUGACAUUCAGGAUCCUGUUUAAAAAGACUCUUGAACUCAAAAACUUUGUAAGUUUGUACAUUAAAGCUAUAGGCGACGUCAUCACCAGUGCAUGGUCCAGAUUUAGUGGAGAGGAGGGUGAACACUGUUAAAGUGGGAUACGUUUAAAAUAGCACGUUUUCCUCCCCUUGUCACUUCAUAGCACACCUUUAUAUAUAUGUUUGUGUGUGUGUGUGUGUGUGCGUGCGUGCGUGCGUGUGUGUGUGUGUGUGUGUGUAUGUGCGUGCGUGGAUAUAUAUAUAUAUACACACACAGACCACUACAAACCCACAGUAGUGCUGCUUACAGCCUCUUUUUAAGAUCUGUUAGGUCAGAUGCUGUUACAGUACUUUACCUGUUGUCUUUAAAUAAAAGGAAAUACAGAGGCUAAUCAUCUAAUGAACAUAUUUUAUUGUAUUUAUUUGGCUUGUAAUAUAUAUGCAUACUGUAUAUGUGUAUAUGUACAUAUAUAUCUUCUUAUACAAUCUAGGUGUGAUACUUUUUUGGAAAACUUGAAAUUUACACUGAAAAAACCUCUUUAAUCCAUAAAGCAUCAGCUCAACCCAUCACUGAAGCAAAUACAGACGAAGAUACAGAGGAUCGAGCUUAAGUGUCCCACUUGACCAAUAUUCACCCUACAUUAAAAAGUACUCCACUUGAGACGACUAAUUAUUUAAACACAUAACCACGUAAAGCUUAAAUUCUUUGUCGUAAAACAAUGUGCAGAUUUCCCUCCUGCUGAAAGGUCAAACCAGCAACCUGUUGCCAAAACACAAGCCAAACUGUUCAUACCAGGAGACCAUAUUUUCCAUCUGAUGAGUUCUUUUCUAACUUCACUAAACUGAUCAAUAUUUGUCUGAAAUGUUCUAAUUGUGUUUUUUUUUAUUUAUUUAUCUGGUAUCUGUGGUCCAUCAGUUUCAAUGCCUGGGCCUGUGUUUUGGUAGCUGCAGCUAAACUAAGCUGGACAUUUCAGGGCAGGAAUAAAGAGGUUGAAUAUGUCAUGAAUAUUGUAUUUUAUAUUUUGGUAAAGUAUAAAGUUUUAUAUAAAUUUCCCACAAAUAAGAUUCCCACAAACCUUGAAAUGUUCUUUUAACUUUUUUGUUAUCUUCUUUGUGUUUAUAUAAAACAAACCCCUAGACAGAAAGAAAUUUGAAUGAACUACAGCAUAAAAAUAUUAAUCAAAUAAAAAAAAUUAAAUAUAAAAACAAAAAGAAUUCCUUUUGGUUACUGAGGUUAGGUCAAAGGAUACCAUUUGCAGCUUUAAAUAUUACCUCUAAUAUUCUAAAUAUACACGUAUUUAAUAUGUAUGAUGAUAUUAUGGCUCACACAUCAUCCACAACCACUGCCAUUAUUUGAAUAUGAGCUUGCGGACUAGACUGACUGCAUAAUCAUCUAAUUUUUAGAAAUCAAACAAUGAUAAGGGAAAAUGUGUGGUGUUGGGUUUUUUUUUUCAGGUAAACUAGUCUCAACCUAUUUAUUUUUCUAGGUGUUUGAAUACUACAUUGCACUUUUUUUCCAGAGAAGACCAUUUAAAACCACACUUACAUAAUUAGGUACAAAUUGCGUAGUGCAAAAUAUUAUAUAUUUUUAAAGGUAAUAUGUUGACCUAUCUAUGCCGAUAUGUUCUUAUAAAUCAGUCCAAAGGAACGAAAUUAUAUCUAAAUUUAUAACUGUAUAUCUGGGGAUAGGCAGCCUGCGGUCUACUUUUUCGCCACUAGAGGGCAGACGUAGCCUUUAUAUUUUCCUGAGAACUUCAACACAGAAUAUUAACUGAACUAAUUUUAUUAUGCAUUUAAACAAUGUAAGAACCAUGUAUAAUUUAUUACUCUAUUACUACUUACUGACUAUAUAUAGUAAAAUGCACCUGAUACGUUUACGUGCAUUUUAUUUGAAAUAAUUAUUGAAAUAAAGUGAAUAAACAGAAAUGAAUUAAACUUUUUUUUUUCCUUCAGCGAUUUAACUCAUAUGCCAUUAAGCAUGUGCUGCAUUUUUAGACCCAACAUUAUUACCCAUGACAGGAUAUGAAGUGUAGGUUGUCAUUACCACUGUGUGAAAUUCCUAAAAAAAGAGUCGGAUUUCUAGUCACCUGACACUCCUUCAUCUAUACAUACAACUAUAUAAGUCAAAUUGCUCUGUAUUGCUCU